Molecule: messenger RNA, 1287 nt
Organism: Salvelinus fontinalis (brook trout)
Lineage: Eukaryota; Metazoa; Chordata; Actinopteri; Salmoniformes; Salmonidae
Product: high mobility group nucleosome-binding domain-containing protein 3-like
Exons: 7
Coding region: 193-585 (130 amino acids)
Biological process (GO): chromatin organization
Cellular component (GO): chromatin; nucleus
Molecular function (GO): nucleosomal DNA binding
Source: RefSeq, a predicted model, not a curated record
AGGUUUUGCGGGUUCUGGCCUAUGUGCGGGCGGGAUGCAGAGAUAAAGGUCUGCAUAUGAUUACCAUGUGAUUAUAGAAGGUGUUUAGUAUUGAUCCAGUAUCUGGUGGUGGGUUACUUGUAAACUCGCGCUGUGGACCUGCAGGUUGGACUGUUUGAUCCUUUCUGACGGGAAUAGUAUCUCUGUAACAACAUGCCUAAAAGGAAGUCUGCCGAAGGGGCCGGUGCCAAGGACGCCUCUAAAGUCACCAAGCAGGAGGUCGCUAAGCAGGAGGUCACUAAGCAGGAGCCCACCAGACGGUCAGAGAGGUUGUCAUCGAAACCAGCUCCUCCCAAACCGGUGGAGGUCAAGCCUAAGAAGGCUAUCGCCAAGAAGCCGGUGGACAAGGUGGACGACAAGGCCAUGAAGGGAAAGAAAGGAGGAGCUAAGGUGAAGAGGGAGGAUGGCCCCUCCCAUAACCGACAGACCAUGACAGAGAUCUGUGUGUCCCGCUCCAGUGUCAGUGUGACCUACUACAGAAGUCUUGCCCCCUACUCCAUGUCUGUCAGAGGCCAGAGUGAGACAGUCCGAGUCAACGGAGACUGAGGCUGUGGGGGCGGGGUCUGACGAGGAGAAGGAAUGAGGAAAUUGGGGGUGUGUCUUUCUCUGACUUCUCCCAAACCGGUACCAUGGAAACGAAGAAAGGAUCUUUUUUUUACGAGGAUUUUGUAAAAUGCUGAAUUUUUUGGGAUCCUGUGAUAAUAGCGAAGAUAAACCAACACUCCUCCUUGCAGUUCUGUCACUCUCUCUCCAAUCCUUUCUUCCCUCUCUUCCAUUUGUAGUUUUAAUCCUCUUCCUUUUCUUCAAAGACAGAAUGAAGUGUUUUUUAAAAAUGGCUGCAACUGUUCUCCCUCUGGCAGUGGGAGGAGCCUCACAGGGUCACCGUGAUAAUGCGUCUCACGUCCUUUCUAAAUGAUGAUGUCAUAUCCUCUCUACUACGAUAGCUCUUUAUGAUGACAUCACUCAAAAUUUAUUUCAUCUCCCACCUAUGACAUCAGAGACCCAGUGGUCAAACUAGGCUCCUAUGACAUCACGGGUGACCUUUGACCCUGAACUGAGGUGUUGCCACGGAGAAUAUUUGCGGCUUUUUAAGCAGAUGUAGAAAAGUUUGUGUUUGAAAGUGGCAGAGCAGUGGCAUAGCAAUAAGAAGUGGUGUUUCUGUUCUAGAACGCUGUGGCUUCUAGAACCUGUCUGAGUUCCACCCUGCCGCAGGGAAAACGUUUUUUUGAAAUAAAAGCUGAAAGUUGA